This is a messenger RNA of Macadamia integrifolia, 444 nucleotides long. RefSeq lists its product as uncharacterized. The transcript has a single exon. Lineage: Eukaryota; Viridiplantae; Streptophyta; Magnoliopsida; Proteales; Proteaceae. The coding region runs from base 1 to 444 and encodes 147 amino acids. The record is from RefSeq and is a predicted model, not a curated record.
AUGGCUGAAGAAUUCCAAGAAUCCGACGUGUUUUGGCCGGAGAAAUCUCGACGGAGAGAAGAUCGGCUCUACCAUAGCGUUUUCCAAGACGAAAACAUCAAUCCAACCGAUAUGGACAUCAACAACAACAACUAUGCUGCUGCUCAACAGAAGACGAAGAAGAAGAACAGCAAACAGAGAAACACAUCGCAUUCCCUUCCAGUUACUAUCCCCUGCAAUCUGAACAAUUCAUCGUUGCAUUACUCGGAAUCUAAUGAAAGUGACGAUGACGAACUCGAAGAAGCAGAAAUGGUUCCUCCUCAUUUGAUGGUCGCCGGGAGAUGUACAGGGCAAGGGCAGAUGGCUUACUCUGUUUGUACAGGAAAUGGAAGAACUCUCAAAGGUCGUGAUUUGAGCCGAGUCCGAAACUCCAUUCUUAGAAUGACUGGUUUUAUCGAGACAUAA